Messenger RNA from Nicotiana attenuata, 882 nucleotides. RefSeq names its product tetraspanin-15-like. The record is from RefSeq and is a predicted model, not a curated record. The transcript is spliced from 2 exons. Gene Ontology annotation, cellular component: plasma membrane; plasmodesma. Gene Ontology annotation, biological process: auxin-activated signaling pathway. NCBI's taxonomy places the organism in Eukaryota, Viridiplantae, Streptophyta, Magnoliopsida, Solanales, Solanaceae. Bases 1 to 882 code for a protein of 293 amino acids.
AUGGCUGAAAAUCCUAAUUUGGCAGAAGCAGUAGUAGUGGCUAUUCCUGAAGUUAAAAAUGAAGUGAAAUUAGAAUUUGAUGAACCUAAAAUGAAAGAAGCUAAGAGUAAACUACAAAUGAAUCAUCAUAUUGUGCUUCCAUUGGUUAUAUUUUCUUUCUUUUUAUCUCUUCCAAUUCUUUUUGGUAUCAUAUGGCUAUUUUACGUACGACAAUAUGAUUGUGAAGUGUUAAUGAACUUGCCAAAGUUACAAAUAGGUAUUGCCAUUGGUUUGAUCAUUGUCUUCUUCAUCAGCAACGUCGUAGUUUAUUUUAGGUCUCGUUUUCCAGUUCUUGGACUUCUUUUAGCUAUGGUGCCACUUAUCAUUAUGUUCAUCGUUGGUCUUGGCCUCGUCGGAUCGUAUAAAAUGGAGGCUCGAGGUGUUCCUGGUUCUCCAGCAUGGCUAAAGAUGACAGUGCAUGACGACGAGACAUGGAAUAAUAUCAAAUCUUGCAUAUACUCUACAAAGACUUGCAACAAUUUAAUCUCCAGGACAUAUAUGCUGAAAUCUUAUGAUUUCACAAGUAUCAAGUUGUCCUCAAUUGAGUCUGGGUGCUGCAGUCCACCAUCACUUUGCGAGAUGGAAUUCAUAAACGCAACAUUUUGGAGGAAAGUAAAUUCACCAAUUGAUGAUUCUGCAACAUUCGACAAAGACUGUGAUUUGUGGCAAAAUGAAGAAACAGUGUUAUGCUACAAUUGUCAUGCUUGUAAGGAAGGAUACUUAAGAAUAAUAGAGGGGAAAUGGUCAAGACUUGGAACAUUCCUUGUUACCAUGUCUUUGUUACUUAUGAUCUCACAUUUGUUUCUCUUUAUGGCCACCAUGUGGGAAAAAUAUGUAGGGUAA